AUGCCAACAAGAGAGCUUAAUCCGGCUCUCUCACCGCUUCAGCGGCAAACCGCCUCGAAGGAUUACCCGGUGGUUCCAAAGGUGUGCGUCGUCACAGGGGGCACGGGGUUUGUGGGAAUGCGGUUGGUGGAGAUGCUGGUGGAGCGGGGGGCAGAGCGUGUGGUUUGCUUUGACAUCGUCCCGGUAGAGAAAACCGUCGGUGCGUGGCGGCAUCCUUCCAUCCACUACGUUGCCGGCGACAUUACAAACUAUGAGGACGUGUCAAAGGCCAUCAAGGGAGCCGACUGCGUCUGGCAUUUGGCGGCAGCGGUGGGGCCCUUUCAUCCGCGCGAAUUGUACUACAAAGUGAACUACGGGGGAACGAUGAAUGUCAUUCGUGCGUGUAAAGAGUGGGGUGUUCAUAAGCUGGUGAUGAGCAGCUCCCCCUCGACACGCUUCAAGGGAAGUCUGUUUCACCGUCCAUGCGUGGAUGGCUUGACAGAGGACGAAAUGCCAAAACUGCCUUUGGACGCAUAUAUGCAAAUGUAUGCGGAGACGAAGGCCAAGGCGGAAAUGGCUGUGACAGCGGCCUGCUGCGACGAUCUUUUUGUGGUGAGUGUGGCGCCCCAUCAAGUGUAUGGGCCGCGUGACAACUUGUUUUUACCAAACAUGCUGGAGGCAGCCGGAACGGGCAAGUUGCGUAUUUUUGGCUCAGGGAAAAAUCGCAUCUGUUUCACGCACGUUGAUAACUACGCACAUGGUCUGAUCAUCGCGGAACGUCAACUCUUUGAAGGCUCACCCGUAUUAGGCAAAUUUUACAUUGUGACGGACGGCAACACCCACCCCGAGCCUGACGCCUACUGUGUUUUCUGGAAGGAGCUUGACAAGGCCGUGGUGGCCAUGGGGUUUCAGUCCAUUGAGGAGAAGGCGCACUAUAACUUUUGGUUCCUCUACGUGGUGGCUCUGAUUGCCGAGGCGCUGGGGUGGAUGCUGGGCCGCGUCUUUAAAUUGAACGUGUUUAACGUUUUUGUAUUGACGAUGCACCGCUGGUUUCGAAUCACAGCGGCGGAGCAGGAGCUGAAGUAUCAGCCGAUUAUCCCGUUUGUCGAGGGCUGGGCAGACACCAUUCUCUGGUUUAAGCUCCACUGGCUUCCUACUUUUGAGCAGUGGGAUCGAUCAUGGUUUGGCCUCGCCAGACGUUCACAGCAGAAAAUUGACAUUCAAGCAAAAAAGACAACGUGA
Messenger RNA from Trypanosoma rangeli, 1221 nucleotides. RefSeq names its product NAD(P)-dependent steroid dehydrogenase protein. The coding region runs from base 1 to 1221 and encodes 406 amino acids. NCBI's taxonomy places the organism in Eukaryota, Euglenozoa, Kinetoplastea, Trypanosomatida, Trypanosomatidae. The transcript has a single exon. Gene Ontology annotation, molecular function: 3-beta-hydroxy-Delta5-steroid dehydrogenase (NAD+) activity. Gene Ontology annotation, biological process: steroid biosynthetic process. The record is from RefSeq and is a predicted model, not a curated record.